Molecule: messenger RNA, 1244 nt
Organism: Sitophilus oryzae (rice weevil)
Lineage: Eukaryota; Metazoa; Arthropoda; Insecta; Coleoptera; Curculionidae
Gene: eIF6
Product: eukaryotic translation initiation factor 6
Exons: 1
Coding region: 227-964 (245 amino acids)
Biological process (GO): maturation of 5.8S rRNA; assembly of large subunit precursor of preribosome; ribosomal subunit export from nucleus
Cellular component (GO): nucleolus; preribosome, large subunit precursor; cytosol
Molecular function (GO): ribosomal large subunit binding
Source: RefSeq, a predicted model, not a curated record
UGGCUCUUUCUAACCUUAUUUAAAAUAGUUAUUGCAUGACAUUGUGACAUGCAUUAAAGCAUAUUUUGAUUAUUUUGUAUUUUAUGUCUAUCGUAUUGUGAGUAUCGUGAAUAUUAUACAGUAUAAGUAUUCUUCGAUAUAGAUAUUUUAUGCUUUCUUCUGCUCACCUUCUGCUCUAGUGUCUGUGUUCUGUGUAUCAUCGCGUGUACUAUAAACACUAACGAGAAUGGCAGUUCGUACUCACUUUGAAAGUAAAAAUGAAAUUGGUGUUUUUGGGAAAUUAACCAACGCUUAUUGUUUAGCAAGUAUAGGAGGAUCAGAAAUAUUUUACAGUACAUUUGAGGCUGAAUUGGCAGAUACUAUACCAGUAAUUCAUACGUCUUUAGCGGGUUGUCGCAUAAUAGGACGAAUGUGUGUUGGCAAUAAAAAAGGCCUUUUAGUUCCAAAUUCUACAUUUGACCAAGAAUUGCAACAUCUUCGUAAUGCACUUCCAGAUUCAGUUAAAGUUCAAAGAGUUGAAGAAAGACUGUCUGCUUUAGGCAAUGUGAUUGCUUGUAAUGACUAUGUAGCAUUAGUGCACCCAGAUUUGGAUAGAGAAACUGAAGAAAUAAUAGUUGAUACGUUAGGGGUAGAAGUUUUUCGUCAUACAAUAGCUGGCAAUGUACUUGUUGGAUCAUACUGCGUGUUAAAUAAUAGAGGCUGUCUGAUUCAUCCUAAUACUAGUAUAGUAGACCAAGAAGAGUUAUCAUCGUUACUGCAAGUGCCUUUAGUUGCUGGAACAGUUAAUUGUGGUAGUUCUGUUCUUGGUGCUGGUGUAAUUGUUAACGAUUGGAUUGCUUUUACUGGAAUGGACACAACAGCUACUGAAUUGGCAGUCUUAGAAUCUGUUUUCAGGUUGAAUGAAGCAGAACCUAGCAAAAUUACAUCAGAGAUGAGAGCCAGUUUAAUUGAAGGAAUGUCUUAAAAUUCAGUUCUUAUACAACAAUGAAAAUAUAAAAAAUGAUAAUAUACCUAAGUGCAGAUAAAAACUUUAAAAGAUUAACUUCAUUUGCAGAUGUACAAUAUGCAAUAUGUUUUUGUAAAUACCAUAUGACGGAUGACAUUCCUGAUACACUGUUUUAUUUAAUCAUAUGGUAUAUAAAUUUAAUUUCUGAAAUAUUACAUCUGUAAAUAAUUUAAUAUUCUACUUUUCUAUUGCAUUAGUUCUUACUGUAUACAAUAAAGUUAUAAGCUGAUAAAAUUCA